Messenger RNA from Ipomoea triloba (trilobed morning glory), 609 nucleotides. RefSeq lists its product as uncharacterized. The coding region runs from base 1 to 609 and encodes 202 amino acids. The transcript has 2 exons. Lineage: Eukaryota; Viridiplantae; Streptophyta; Magnoliopsida; Solanales; Convolvulaceae. The record is from RefSeq and is a predicted model, not a curated record.
AUGCGGCAGCCUCCUGGUUAUGAAGAUAAGGCGUGGCCCAACCAUGUUUGUUUGCUUGAGUGGUCUUUGUAUGGGCUUAAACAGGCUCCCCGCGCUUGGUUUGUGAGGUUGCAGACUUUUCUGGUCUCUAUUGGCUUUGUUCCAUCUAAGACUGAUGUUUCUCUCUUUGUUUAUUCUCUCGGUGCGGUUCAUUUGUAUUUUUUGGUGUAUGUUGAUGACAUUUUGGUCAUGGGCUCGGAUUCGGCUCGUGUUGUUGAUCUUGUUGCUAACUCUUCUUGCUCAGUUAGCGUUAGAGUUCAAGCACUGGAAUUUCUGGUGGAACCUCCCGGGCAGGGUCACGGCCGGGAGGGUGACCGUGACCCAGAGCCCUCGUUUGGCCUCUCGGUACUGGAAUUUCUGGGCGGCUGUCACGGCCUGGGUCACGGCCGGGAUGUGGCCCGUGACCCAGAGCCUUCUGCUGCUCUGUGGCUACUGGAAUCGACGCCGAGGCAUCACGGCUGGGGUUACGGCCGUGAGCCUGGCCGUGAUCCAGCGCUCUCUUUUCGCACUUCUGUUCUUUUCGUGCCCAAGUUCGGUUUCACCUGCAAGUUAGUCCAAAAUAUUCCCUAA